Molecule: messenger RNA, 967 nt
Organism: Labeo rohita (rohu)
Lineage: Eukaryota; Metazoa; Chordata; Actinopteri; Cypriniformes; Cyprinidae
Gene: mrps18b
Product: mitochondrial ribosomal protein S18B
Exons: 7
Coding region: 40-774 (244 amino acids)
Biological process (GO): mitochondrial translation
Cellular component (GO): ribosome; mitochondrion
Molecular function (GO): structural constituent of ribosome
Source: RefSeq, a predicted model, not a curated record
CUUUAACCUCUCAACAACUUCCCUUGAUACAAAGACAAAAUGGCAGCCUCCUUGCAACGCAUUGGAAUAGUUAUCUGCCGCACGUUUCCAGUCAUUUUACAGCGAAAUAUUCAAACACAGAUAAUUCGUGAUUGGAAAAUCACUGCUCCAGUGCUGCGGCAGAAUUUUCGUGCUUUAUCAUCAUCAUCAUCAUCAUCUUCUUCUGAUAACCCUGAAUCAGCUGAGACACUGUCUAGAUAUUCAGACAGACCAUGGGAAUACUUAGAAAGUGAAGAGUACAUUGAGCGCUAUGGAUCAAAGCCUGUGUGGUCUAACUACAGGAGGAACCAUAAGGGGGGCGUCCCUCCUCAAAAGACAAGAAAGACAUGCAUUAGAGGAGAUAAGAUAUGUGGCAACCCUUGUCCCAUCUGUCGUGAUCCAAACAUCAUUGUCCAUUACAAGAAUGUGAAUCUGUUGCAGCAGUUCAUCAGUCCUCAAACAGGAAUUGUGUAUGAUCCCACUCGAACCGGUGUAUGCAUGAAACAACAGAAACUACUUAACAAAGCCAUCGAAACAGCUAGAGAUUGUGGUUUGCUUUCUGCCCAGUUACCUCAUGUUGAUUACUCUAAAGAGGACUACUCAAACACUCAUGGUGCUGUAGCACCAACCCCUGCCCCAUUUUCUCUCAGCUCUGGAGAACUGUGGUACCCAUGGUAUGGUAGUAUAAAACCAGAUGAGCGAGAACUUGCAAGAGUGAAGCGGAUAUACAAAGACUACCUGAAAUCAGAUGUUUAAACCUUGUUGUAAUAGACCUUAGUCAGAGCAGAUAGCAUUUAUUUUACAUGAAUCAGUGAAGGAUAGACUUACAGGCUUUACAGUCCUAGAUUACAAGUCAUUUUUAAAACUCUUACUGCAUUUUGUCUAAUAUAAGAUAGCUGAUGAGCUGAAAAAUAGGUAUGUUGUUAAACAGCAGUACAACCCAUUUAAU